Photinus pyralis (common eastern firefly) is the source of this 1555-nucleotide messenger RNA. RefSeq names its product epoxide hydrolase 4-like. The coding region runs from base 34 to 1401 and encodes 455 amino acids. NCBI's taxonomy places the organism in Eukaryota, Metazoa, Arthropoda, Insecta, Coleoptera, Lampyridae. The record is from RefSeq and is a predicted model, not a curated record. Gene Ontology annotation, molecular function: hydrolase activity. The transcript has 2 exons.
UAUCGCAUCUAAAACGUGGCUUUUGUCAUCUAUAUGACGAUGAGGGGACCCUCAUAUCGUCCGUUAUCUCCUGAUGUUAACCUUCGCCCUUAUAUAAUAUUCAAUUUAGUUUUACUUCGCAUCUCAUCAAAGACUGACUAUGUUAGUAAUCAACUUUUUGAUAUUACUUACUGUUAUACCGGUACACCAAUUAAAAUGAAAGGCAAUUUUCGUACGGAAUCAAUUUCGUUAUGUGAUAAAUUAUGGAUGGUAAUACGGUCGAUAGGUGUCGGGCUUUGGGUAAUGUGCAAAUAUUUCUUCAAGAAAGUCUGCUAUCCGAAUUCAGCAGUGAGCGCUCCUCUGAAUAAACAACCGGCCUGUUUAGUUGACGCUACAUUUGGUCACCAUAAAUACGUCAAAAUUCAGCACACGAAAUUUCACUACGUAGAGGCAGGACAGCACAAUUUGCCAGUUGUACUACUAUUACAUGGAUUUCCAGAUUUUUGGAUUAGUUGGAGGUAUCAAUUGCCAAUUUUGUCCACGCACUUUCAUGUGAUAGCUUUAGAUCUGAAAGGUUUUGGCGAUUCGGAAAAACCAUUGUGGCGCAGAAGUUAUAAGCUGAAGAGGAUAUUACAAGAACUGAAAGCAUUUAUAAAAACAUUGGGAAUUUCGGAAUGUUCAAUAAUUGGCCAUGACUUGGGAGGCUUGCUAGGAUGGUUUUUAGUACACGAUUCGCCAGAGCUUGUGGAUAAAUUUAUAGCUGUAUCUUGUCCUCAUCCGAAUGUCUACUGGAAAACGCUUACUCCGCAGUACAUUUUCAAUUCAAAUUGGGUGGAUUUUGUUCAACUACCUUAUUUACCGGAAAUGGACGCACUUCUAGAUGAUCUCAAAAUAUUAACAGUAAGUCACAAGCAUUUAUAUCAAAAAGAUGACUACUUAGAAGCAUACAAAUACUCAUUUUCGCGUAUGGAAGACUGGACCGGGCCGAUGAACUACUAUCGCAAUUUACCAUACAUUCGCGUUUGUAAAUCCACGGAUCAAAUCAAGGUUAAAACGCUACUGGUACAAGGAGACAAAAAUCACAACAUCAAUUUAGAAGGCGUGAUCAGAUCAACGGAGUAUUGCGAAAAGUUCCUAUUAAGAGUAAUAGAAGGAACCGGCCAUUUUCCACAUCAAGAGAAUCCAGACUUGUUUAAUAGAGAAAUCCUGAAGUUCCUACAAAUACAAAACAAUCCCAAAUUAUCGGAUAAGGUGCCAUCUAAAACUAUCAUGGGUCGGUUUAUCGGAGCUGGUUCUUCUAUCGUGAGAUAUGGAAAUUCUGUUUUAGUUAACGUGCAGAAUAAAACCAAAAAUGGGGUACUGGCAAAUAUUCCUAGUAUAGGAAGAAAUAAAGAAGACUGCUCUAUCUCUAACCCUGACUAGAUCAUUGUGCAGUAAAAUGAAGAAAUGGCCAAAACUUUUUGUGGUGUUACUGGUUUUUAAAAUGCCGAAUCACACUACAAACUGUACUCUUUUUAAUUGUUCCUAUAUGUAUUUAAUUGUCAUUUUUGUUAUUUAUAAAAAUUAACGAUUUUAA